This is a messenger RNA of Papaver somniferum (opium poppy), 980 nucleotides long. RefSeq lists its product as uncharacterized. The record is from RefSeq and is a predicted model, not a curated record. The coding region runs from base 189 to 764 and encodes 191 amino acids. NCBI's taxonomy places the organism in Eukaryota, Viridiplantae, Streptophyta, Magnoliopsida, Ranunculales, Papaveraceae. The transcript is spliced from 2 exons.
AAAAAAACCCAGAAGAGAGAGAAAUAAAAGAAUAUACAAACAUCUUCUUCUUCCAAUCUUCCCUUUAACCUAUGAAUCUCUCCUUCUCGUCUCCUCCCCCAUUUAUAAAAUUCACUACUUCUUCAAAGACUUGAAACUAUUUCUCAUCCCCACUCUACUGAUUUUCUUCUUAGAUAUUGGAAACCCUAAUGAGAUUUUUCAGAAGAAUCGCGGGUAUACUUGGGUUUGGAAAAGAUGAACAACAUCAUUCAGAUGAAGAUGAAAUUGCUGAUAGUCACCAAAAUUUAAAUCAAAACCAACAUCAUCAUCAAGAACAACAUAAUCAUCAUCAUCAUCAGAAUCAACAAAAUCGUGACAGUAAUAAUAAUAGUAGUAAAGAAGAAACACGUAGAAGUUCAAAAGGGUUUGGAGUUAAAGUUCCUGUUGUUGUCGAUCGAGUUAAUCCUGGUCCUUUACUCGUUCCUACUCAUCUCGGCGAUGGCGGUGUUCAAGGUUUGAAAUGGUAUGCUAAGCGCCUUCGGAUAGACGAAGAUGGUGAUGUUGCAGAUGAGUUCCUUGACGAGGUCGUGCAACCAGUAGAAGUAUCAUCUGCAGCCGAUGAUAGGAGACAAGUAGCAUCUGCAGCUGAUGAUAGGAAACAACUGCUGAAGAAGUUUGAGUUGAAGUACAGCACAAAGCCAGCUAAAGUGAGAAAGCAGGUGAUUACGAUUGACGGAAAAAUCCAUCAAAGUGUGGAAUACCAAGGAAAAUUACAGUGGGUGUAGAGUCAUCGCAGUUCACGGUUCGAAAGUCAGCUCUCGCUGUAUGGAUGAUGCCUGUGCGAGUACAGAUUGUUUUUCAGUCCCCAUUUAUGGUAAUAUUAGUAACUAUAUUGUCAGUUAAUAUUUACAGAAUUGUCUGAUAAUUGUUUAUUAAUAUGAAAUAUUUCCAGUAGAUUUAUUUAUUUUGAUCGAAAUAUAAUGAUUAACAUUCCAAGUUAA